Molecule: messenger RNA, 882 nt
Organism: Lichtheimia ornata
Lineage: Eukaryota; Fungi; Mucoromycota; Mucoromycetes; Mucorales; Lichtheimiaceae
Exons: 4
Coding region: 1-882 (293 amino acids)
Biological process (GO): DNA-templated transcription
Cellular component (GO): nucleus; RNA polymerase III complex
Source: RefSeq, a predicted model, not a curated record
AUGUCAAGUGAAGCACCCGUCUUUGACAGCGACAUGGCCGAUGCGCCACCUACUGAAUUCAAUAUGCCAGAGCACGAUCCUGCUGACGAUGAGGUGUUGACCGAGAUCCCUGUCUUUUUGAACACAAAGUUGGCCAAGCACAUGUACAUUUUCCAGUAUCCCAUGCGCAACAUUCGAUUCGACAGCCGUAGUGGACCCAAAGCAGCUCGCAUCAAGCCGAAUGCAAAUAUGGUUGAACUUGAUCUGCCGUUGGAUACGCGAUCCGCUUAUUACAGCACUGAACGUGGUGAAGAUUUCGCCAUGGGUAUGAAUGAAAAGAGCAUCAAGACAGCCUACGACAAGCGUAUGGAAGAACACGAGGAGGAGCAAAUGUAUGGUCGAUCAUCCACUGCCAAAAAGGAAGAAGAAUUGUUGGACCGUAUGACGUUCAGCUCAACAGAAGUGCCUUCACAAACCAACUAUGUGGUGGGAGCCAUGCGUGAUGGCGAGUUGCAUCUUACUCCUGUUCGCAGCACCAUCCAAAUGCGUCCGGCAUUGAGAUACAUUGACAAGAUUGAUGAAAAGUUCAAAGCAGCCAACAAACGGAUCCAAGACAUUGAAAAGGAUGAUGCUCCUGCAAAGAAACCCGCUCCAUCAAAGGCACAGGCAUUACAGGUAUCCAUGAAAAACACAGAAAAGGAGAAUCCAGCACGAAGAAAUGCAUACUCGAUGGCAGUGCGGAAUGCAGAGGAAGAGAAUUGGAUCCCUGUGGUAUAUUAUGAUGAAACGACACAACAAGCAGAGAUUAUGUAUGAAGAGCUCUUUACACAAGAAAAGGAAUCCCUCAAUUGUACAACAUCCCGACCCCAGUAUCUUAACCAGCUUAGUGGUGUUGGUAAAUAG